AUGAAUCAGGAAAUUUCAGAUAAAGAUAAAUCAAUUGAAGAAAUCACAGAAAGAGUCAACAAACUUGAAGAAGAAAACAAAACAAAGAAUUCACAGAUUGACGAAAUGAAAGAACAAAUUUCAUCAAUUACAACAAACGAAGAAACAGCAAUUUCUACACUUAACACGCAACUUAACAACAAAAACAACGAAAUUGACUUACUUCAUCAACAACUUCAAUCUAAAGAAACAGAAAUUUCCAAAUUGACAGAAAAUGUUUCAGAACGAGAAAAAUCAUUCACUGAACUACAAGAACAACUUGAAAAAGCAAAGCAAGAACAUGAAGAAACAAUUUCAGAAAUCAAACUCAAACUUGAAUCUAAAGAUAACGAAAUCAACGAACUUAAUUCAACUCUUUCCCAAAUUCGAUCUGAACUUGAACAAACUAACAAACAAAACACCGAAUUAACUGAAACAUUAUCUCAGAAAGAAUCAAAUAUAAAUGAAAUUAAUGAUAAUUUAUCAAAACUUAGAGAAGAAAUUUCAGAGAAAGAGAAAACAAUUAAUGAAAAAUCAUCAAAGAUUGAAGAAUUAAAUCAACAAAUAUCAGAAAAAGAUAAUUCAUUGAAAGAAAUGACAGAGAAAAUAAAUAAUCUCGAAGAAGAAAACAAACAAAAGAAUUCUAGAAUUGAGGAAUUGCAACAACAACUUGAGUCAUUGCGAAAUGAUGAUGAAAAUAGAAUCAACAAUUUAUAUGAAGAACUUUCACAGAAAGAAUCAAAGAUCAAUGAAUUAAAUGAACUUAUGAUGCAGCAACAAACAGGAAAAGAAACAAUUCUUUCACAACUAAAUGAACAAAUCAAAGAAAAAGAUUCUAAAAUUGGAGAAUUGGAAGAGAAUGUUUCUAAAUUAGAAUCAGAAAUCAGUCAGAAAGAAUCAAAUAUCAAUGAACUUUCUUCACAAGUUUCUGAGAAAGAUAAAAUGGUUAAUGAUAUUUCAGAAGAAAAGAAUGAACUUCAAAAACAAUUGAGUGAUCAAAAUUCUAUGAUUGAUGAACUUAAUGAACAAAUCAAAGAAUUAACAGAUAAUCUUUCUAAAUCUACAACGGAGUCCACAGAAAAAGAUUCAAAGAAUCAAGAACUUAUUUCAGAGAAAGAAACAGAAAUUUCACAUCUGAAAGAAGAAAUUUCAAAAUUGACAGAACAGCACGGAGAGAAAGACAAACUGAUUCAAGAACUCACAGAACAAAUACAAACACAAGAUAUAAAUCUUAAACAAAAAGAUUCAAACAUUUCCGAACUUCAAGUACUUGUUUCUCAGAAAGAAACUGAACUUUCAGAGAAAGAUAACUCAAUCAACGAAUUUAUUCAUAAAUUAGAAGAAAAAGAUUUACAAAUCAAAGAAUUGAAUGAACAGCUUAAUAAUAAAGAAUCACAAAUCAACGAACUCAACGCACAGAUUUCAGAUAAAGAAAAUUCAUUGCAAGAAAUUACAGAUAAAGUUCACACUCUUGAAGAAACAGUUCAAAACAAAGAAACAGAAAUCAACCAAAAGAAUGAAGAACUUUCAGAAAGAGAAACUAAAAUCAAUGAACUCAACGAAAUCAUUUCACAGAAAGAUUCAGAAAUUCAACAGAAGAAUGAAGAAAUUUCAUCAAAUAAUUCAAAGAUUGACGAAUUAAAUCAACAAAUUUCAAACAAAGAAAAUUCAUUGCAAGAACUCACAGAUAAAGUUCACAGUCUUGAAACAAAGAACUCCGAACAAGAAACUCAGAUUGAUGAACUUACUAAACUUGUUUCAGAAAAAGAAGAAGAAAACAACAAACUUCAAGAAACAAUUCAAACAAAAGAAACAGAAAUCAAAGAUAAACAAUCAAAGGUUGACGAAAUGAAUCAGGAAAUUUCAGAUAAAGAUAAAUCAAUUGAGGAAAUCACAGAAAGAGUCAACAAACUUGAAGAAGAAAACAAAACAAAGAAUUCGCAGAUUGACGAAAUGAAAGAACAAAUUUCAUCAAUUACAACAAACGAAGAAACAGCAAUUUCUACACUUAACACGCAACUUAACAACAAGAACAACGAAAUUGACUUACUUCAUCAACAACUUCAAUCUAAAGAAACAGAAAACGAAAAAGCAAUUAAUGAAUUGAAUGACAAGCUCAACAAAUUAUAUGAAGAAAUUGCAAACAAGAACACAAAUAUCACUGAACUCAAUGAACAAAUUUCAAGCAAGAAUCAGGAAAUUGUUGACAGAGAUAAUAAACUUCAGUCCCUUGGCACAGAAUUAAACCAAAAGAAUGAAGAAAUCAAAGAAAAAGAUUCAAAGAUUGGAGAAUUUAAUGAUUUGGUUUCGAAGAAAGAUUCAGAAAUCAAUCAACUUCAAGAAGAAAUUGCAGAUAUUUCUUCGAAGAUUGAAGAAUUAAACAAUGAAAUUGCAACUAAAGAUGCAAGCAUUUUAGAGUUAAACAACAAGAUUGCAGAAAAAGAUUUGAAGAUCAAAAGUUUAGAUGAAGAAAAAAGUUCUCUUCAAUCAAAACCUGCAGAGAAAGAAAACGACAUUUCAGAUCUUCUUGUUAAAUACGAUGAAAAAUGCAGUGAAAUUGAAGCUGUUCAAUCAGAACUUGCAAAGAAAGAUAAAGAAAACAAGGAGUUUGAGGAAUUAAUGAGCCAAGCAAUUUCAGAGAAAGAUGAAGAAAUUUCUAAAUCUAAAAAUGGAAUUUCUUCAUUGCAAGAAAAAUUGGCUGAGAAAGAAAAAGAAAUUAAUUCAAAGAAUGAAGCAAAUACAGCGGAAAAAGAAGAGAAUUCUAAAUUGAUUUCACAAAGAGAUGAAGAAAUCUCUAAUCUCAAUAAAUCAAUUGAUGAAUUGCGUAAAGAAAUCUCUACUAAAGAUGAAACGAUUUCUCAAUUUGAAUCAAAGAUAAAUGAGUUAAUUGAAGAAAUUUCUAAGAAAGAAUUAACAAUCAAUGAAAAAGAAACAAAGAUUGCAGAGCUCAAUGAGCAAAUCACUCAGAAAGAAAAUGAAAUCAAUGGCCUUAAAGAAGCAGAGAAAGUGAUGGAAACAAAGAUUUCUGAAAUUGAAUCUCAACUCACAGAGAAAGAAAAAUCAAUUAAUGAACUUGAAGAAACAGUUCAAAACAAAGAAACAGAAAUCAACCAAAAGAAUGAAGAACUUUCAGAAAGAGAAACUAAAAUCAAUGAACUCAACGAAAUCAUUUCACAGAAAGAUUCAGAAAUUCAACAGAAGAAUGAAGAAAUUUCAUCAAAUAAUUCAAAGAUUGACGAAUUAAAUCAACAAAUUUCAAACAAAGAAAAUUCAUUGCAAGAACUCACAGAUAAAGUUCACAGUCUUGAAACAAAGAACUCCGAACAAGAAACUCAGAUUGAGGAACUUACUAAACUUGUUUCAGAAAAAGAAGAAGAAAACAACAAACUUCAAGAAACAAUUCAAACAAAAGAAACAGAAAUCAAAGAUAAACAAUCAAAGGUUGACGAAAUGAAUCAGGAAAUUUCAGAUAAAGAUAAAUCAAUUGAAGAAAUUACUGAAAGAGUCAACAAACUUGAAGAAGAAAACAAAACAAAGAAUUCGCAGAUUGACGAAAUGAAAGAACAAAUUUCAUCAAUUACAACAAACGAAGAAACAGCAAUUUCUACACUUAACACGCAACUUAACAACAAAAACAACGAAAUUGACUUACUUCAUCAACAACUUCAAUCUAAAGAAACAGAAAUUAAACAACUCAAUGAAGAAAUUUCUGAAAGAAACAAUGCACUUCAAACAAAGGAAACAGAAAUUAAAGAGAAAGAAUUGAAGAUUAACGAACUAAAUGAUAUUAUUUCGAAGAAGGAAGAAGAAAAAGCAGAGAAAGAAAGUUUGUUGAAUGAAAACAUCAACAAAUUAAAUACAGAAAGAGAAUCGCAAAUAAAUGAACUCUCAGAAAAACUUCUCAAACUCGAAGAGCAGCUCAAACAAGAGACUUUAUCCAAUGAAGACAUGAAGCAAACUAAUACAUCACUCAGCCAAAAGAUUGAUGAAAUGGCUUUUCAAUUAUCAGAUAAAACAUCCCAAUUGCAAGAAUUGAACCAACAAAUCACCGUUCUUUCUUCUCAAAUCUCUGAUAAAGACAAAACAGUCAAUGAUCUUCAAGAAGAAAUCAAAGAAAAGAGUGUACAAAAUGAAGAAAAUUCAAGGAUUAUCAAUGAUUUGAAGGAAUUCAUCAAACAAUAUGAUGAAGACAUCAAAUCUAAAGAUGAAAAGAUUAAAUCAAUUGAGCAAGAAAAAGAUGCCAAAAUCAAUGAAAUCAAGGCUGAACUUGAAACUAAAGAAACAGAGAACUCUCAGUUGUUUGGAAACAUUAGCGAGCUUCAGAACAUGUUGUCAUCACGUGACAGUGAAUAUGAAACUGUUUGCAGCGACAACAACAAGCUUAAGCAAGAAAUCGAAGCUCUUAAAUCAUCUCUUUCUGAGAAGGAAAAUGAUUUUGCAAGUAUUUUAAGUAAAUAUGAUGAAGAAGUUUCAAAUCACAACAAAGAAGUUGAAGAGCUUACAAAGAAAGAUGAAGAAAACAAACAACAAGUCGAUGAGAAAGAAAAUGAGAUUUCAAAUCUGAAGAAAGAAAUUGAAAAUCUCAAAUCUUCUCUCAAUGAAAAAGACAACGAAAUAUCUCAGAAUUCACAAGCAAUUGACGACUCAUCCAAGCAUGUCCAGGAACUUCAACAUCAAUUUGAUGAAGAUCUAAAGCAGAAACAAGAAGAAAUCAGUGCUAAAGAUGAAGAACUUUCUAAUUUGAAGAAAGUUCUCGAAGAAGAGAAAUCUGAAAUUACUUCAUCCCUCCAAGAAAAGGACGAAUUAAUCAAGCAAAAAGAAGAAGAAAUCAGCAAUCUUAACUCAGUAAUUCAAGAGAAAGAGAAAGUAAUUGCAUCAUUACAAGGCAAAGUAAAUGAUGAAAACAAUGAAGUCAAUGCCAAAGAAGCAGAAAUAGUCUCUUUGAAUGAAAUCCAAAAGAAGAAAGAGGAAGAAAUUUCAUCAUUACAAGAAAAACUUAAUUCUACAAUUGCUGAGAAAGAAAAAGAAAUAUCUGAGCUUCAAUCAUCAAUAAAUGAUAAAGACAAAGAAAUUUCUUCAUUGCAAGAGAAAGUCAAUAUAGAAAACAAUGAUGUCAAUACUAAAGAAACUGAAAUUUCAUCUCUUAAUGAUCAGUUAAAGCAAAAAGACGAAGAAAUCAACAACCUCAAAUCAGAAAUUAAAGAGAAAUUUGAAGAACUUUCUAAAUUACAAUCAUUAGUAAAUGAAAAUGAACAAGUAAUUGUUUCAUUACAAGAGAAAGUUAAUAGUGAUGAAAUCAAUAAAGAAAAUGAAUUGAAGAUGAAAGAAGAAGAAAUUUCAAAUCUGAAUGGUUCAAUUCAAGAAAAAGAGAAAGAAAUUUCUUUGUUGAAAGAGAAUUUCAACAACUCUUUAGCACAAAAAGAUGAAGAAAUUUCGAAUUUGAAGAAAGUUCUCGAAGAAGAGAAAUCAGGAAUUACUUCAUCACUUCAAGAGCAAAUUUCUAAACUUCAGUCGGAAAUCAAAGAAAGAGAUGAGAUCCAAAAGAAGAAAGAGGAAGAAAUCCAAACCCUUUCAAAUGAAAAAUUGGAGUUGUUGAAACAGAAAGAAGAAGAAAUCAAUGUUCUCAACAGCAAACUUAAUGAAAGUGUUGAAUUGCUUAAACAAAAAGAAGGAGAUAACGAAAAUAAUGAUAAGAUAAGCGAAAUCAGACAACAAAAAGAGAAAGAAAUUUCUGAAUUACAGUCAGAAAUCAAUUCUCUGAAGAACGAAUUAUCUGCAAACAAGGAAGAAAUGGAGAAGCUUAAUGAAACAAUCAAAGAAAGAGAUGAAGAAAUCUCUUCAAUCAAGCAGAAAGCAGAUGAUGACAAAUCAGAAGUCAACUCAAUAAGUAACAUUCUUUCCGACAUCAAGCAGAAACUUUCCAAUCAAACGCAAGAAUCAAUCAAAGAAGGAAGAGUUUUCUCCAAAGAAAGAGAAGUUCCGGACGAAGAAACAAACAUCAGUCAGUUGGAUUACUCUCCAAUCAAAUCCAAACCAUCAGAAGUUGUCAAAUCAAGAGAAGUCAUCGAAUUAGUUGAUGAAGACGAAGGAAAUGAAACAAAUGACAUCAGAAGCACUGUUGAAUACUUGAGUGAAACAAUCGAUGAAAUGCAGGCAAACAUCGAAGAACUGAAGAAGGAAAACGCAAAGAAAUCUCAAGAAAAACAAUCUCUUAUCUACCAAAAUCAACAGCUCAGAAUCCUCCUUGAUUCUGCUGAAAUAGAAAUGAAUAAGAAAUCCCAAGGUAUGAUGACGAUGAUGAAUGAUAAAAACGGUUUAAUUGAAAAUCUUACAAAAGAACUUCAAACCACUAGAUCACAGUUAAAUGACAUCAAACAACAAGCUGUGUAUCAGAUGCAACAACAGAAGUCAUUCGAUGAUCAAGAAAUCCAAAGAUUAAAUGGUUUGAUUUCACAAAAAUUGUCAGAAAACGAGCAAAUGAGACAGCAAUUUAAUUUGCAAGCAGAUGCAAUGAACAAGACAAUACAAGAGAAGGAUGAGAUGAUAAACCAGAUAAAGACAAGAGCAAACAAACUUUUGAAUGAGAAAUUAAACGAAAAUUCCAACUUGCAAAAUCUCCAGAAAGAAAAUGAAGAAAAAUUGUCUCAGAAAGAAAAUGAACUUAAUCAGAUCAAAUCUCAACUAAAUACAGUUAUUCAAAAUGCUCAGAGCCAAAUCAGUGCUUUGCAGAAUGAAAAGAUAGCAAUCGAAAACAAGAUGAAGCAACAAGAAGAUUUGAUUCAGAACAUGAAGUUGGCGAAUGAAAGUUCUGAACAGAGUUUGUCGCUUCUUGAAGGAGAAAACAGUAAAUUGGAGCAGAUUUGCGCUAAUUUGAAGAAGUCGAAGGAAGAAGAAAUAGAGAAAAUGAAAGCUAUGUUUAAUGAGUAUAAGGUCAAAGUGAUGCAAGACAGAACUGAAAUUUUGUCUCAGAACGAACAGUUGAAACAAAAUUACAUAAGUUUGCAGAAUGAAUUAGCUUCAUCUCGCAACAAUUUGAGUGAAAUUAAUUCUCUUCAAUCUAAAGUAAAUGAUUUACAAAAUGAGAACUCGAACAUUAAGAGCAAAGCCAAUUCGAUGCUUUCUUCAAUGCAACAAAAGAUCAAUGAACUUCAGACAGAAAAUAUAAAUCUGAAGAACAAUCAGUCUCAGUUGAAUGAACUACAGAACAGCAACAAUUCACUUCAGACUAAACUGAAUGAAUUAGAGAAAGAAAAUGAAACAAAGAAUUCCGAGAUUUCAUCACUUCAACAGAAGUUGAAUGAAUUACAGAACGAUAACACUACUAUCAAGAACAAAGCUAAUUCCAUUCUUAAUUCAUUAAACAAUCAACUGAAAGAAAGUCAAACUAAAUUGAAUGAAUUACAGAACGAAAACACAUCAAUCAAAACACUUGAAACACAAAUUCAUUCUCUUCAAACCGAAAACGAAACAAUCAAAUCUCAAUCCCAAGAAACCAUUAAUUCUCUCAAUUCAAGGAUUUCUGAAUUACAGAACCAAAUCCAAGAAAUAUCUCAACUUCAAUCUGAAUUAAAUGACUUAAAGACAGAAAAUCAAUCUUUGCAUGAAAAGAUUUCUGAAUUGACUAAUUCAUAUAACUCGAAGAUUUCUGAAUUGCAGAUCGAAAACCAGGAGAUUCUUUCAUCCAAAGAACAAAUUUCUCAGUCUAAAUUAAGUGAAUUGCAAAAUGAAAACCAGUCAUUGAAAUUACAAAUUUCUGAAAAAGAAGAAGAAAACGAAAAACUGAUGAAUUCUAAUUCUGAACUAAUGAAUCAAAUAGACCUAGUUAAAGAAGAUACGAAGAAAGAAAUUUCUCAUUUGCAGGCAACAAUCAACGAAAAACAAACUAAAAUUGAUGGACUCAAUUCACAAAUUUCACAAAAUGAAGAAGAACGCAUAGGAAAACUUGAAUCUCUCCAAUCUACAAUUGACGAAGAUAAGUCACAAAUUGAAAUUUUAGAGCAAAAAGUUUCUGAUUUAGAAUCGAAAUUAGAGAAUUUGCAGAAACACUAUUCUGAGAUAGAAACAAAGAAUUCUCAGUACGAAAACUUUAUUUCCAAAGCAAGAGUUGCAUUCAACGAAAACAAAGCUAAAAUCAGUCAACUCGAAACAGAAAACAACUCUUUGAAAGAGAAAGUUGUUAAUUACGAAAACGCGAUUUCUUCAAAUGAUUCUCAAUUGAAGAAUUUCAUUUCUCAGAUGAAAGAAGAGAAUUCUAAACUCGAAGAAGAGAAAUCUCAGUUGAUUAAAGAGAACCAGAGAAUUCCUCAACUAGAAGAAGAAAACAAACAAUUUGCAAAUCAACUUUCUAAGUUUAAUGAGAAAUUGACUCAAAUUGACAGAGAAACAGAAGAAGAAAAGACCAAACUUUUGACAGAGAAAUCCAAUUUGGAAGAAGAAAUUAAACAACUGAAACAACAGAAUGAAGAAAUUAAUAACGAAAAAGUCCAAUUAGAAGAACAAUUUAGCAAUGCAAAAUCUAAAUUGGCUGAAGAAAUCAAUCAAAUCAAGAAACCAAAUGAGGAAAUUAAUAACGAUCAAUCCAAUAAAGAAGAAGAGAAAUCUAAACUUCGAGAACAAAUCAAUGAAUUCUUAAAUGAAAGAACACAUUUGCAAGAACAAAUUCAUCAGAUUUCGAAUGAGAAAUCUCAAUUACAAGAAGAACUAAAUGAAGUUAAGAAACAAAAUGAGAAAAUUAAUGAAGAAAUUCAGUUGCUAAAUAAUGAUAAAUCUCAAUUGCAAGAAGAUAAAUCUGCUCUAGAAGAAGUUCUCAAACAAAUGGAGCAACAAAAUGAUCAGUCAAGUACCGAAGAAAUGAAAUCAAAUUACGAAAAACAAAUCAAUGAUUUGCAAUCUAAAGUUUCUGAAUUGGAAAACAAAUUAAUUUCCCAAACAGAAGAGAAAUCGCAAAUUGCAAACCUUGAAUCUGUAAUUGAGAAACUUAGAAACGAAAACAAAAACAUUGAAGAAGAGAAAUUGAAGUUUGAGAAACAAGUCAAAGAUUUGCAAACAAAUGCAGAAACAAACGACCAGAGAGAAGACAAAAUCACAGAACUCAAACUCAGAAAUGCUGAGUUGCAGCAACAAAUGAAAGAUUACCAGAACAAUUCCCAAAUAAAUCUACUCCAGAACCAAAUCAAAGAUCUCCAGAGCCAAAUUUCAGCACAAAAACAAAAGUAUGAAGAACAAAUCAAUUCUCAAACGAAGAAUGAAGAAGAAGACGAAGGUAUUGAAGUCGUAAACAGAGAUAUCAAUCUUGACGAAGGAGAAAAAGAUGAUUUCCAGAAACUCAAAGAAGAAAAUGAACAAUUGAAGAAGAAGAUUUCUGAUUUGGAAACUAAAUUAAAUAGUUAUGUCAAUGAAAACGCGAUUUUACAACAAAAGAUCGCUGAACUCGGAGGAGAUAUCGAUGUUUCCAUUGACUACGGAUCAGAUAAAGAUGCAAUCAUUGCUAAACUUAGAAUCUUGCUGCAGAGAGCUCUGAGAUUGGACAAGAAGAGAGUGAAAACAAUCGAAGACUUGGAAGAGAAAAUCAAGUCAUUCGGAGUUUCAGUUCAUAACUCUUCCUACGAAGCUCAAUUGGAAGAGCAGAUCAAAGAACUCAAGCAGAAGAUAGAAAACAACGAAGCAAGUGAUGAUUUGAUACAAAAGAACGAAUCAUUGAAGAAGAUGGUUCAGAAGUCGAACACUUUAUACGGUCAGUUGAUGGAAGAGAAUCAACAGUUGAUAAAGACAUUGAAGUCUUACAAGGCUAAAUCUGAUUCAGGCAGCAGUCCAAAGAAGCCAACAAGAGUACAGCUGAAGAUUGUUUCCACAAAUGAAACAGAAAUCGAAGAAAUUGUUACUCCAUCGCAGACAAAUAGAAAUGAUCAGUCGAAUGUGAUGGACAGAUAUCUUAGAAGGUCUUUGUUGCAAUUCUUCUUACAGGAUGAAGAUAAAAGAGAGCCACUGAUUCCAAUGAUUUUGGAUUUGGUUGGCUGCACAAGAGAGCAAAUUGAUGCUGCCCAGAAACAUUACUCUGCAACAAGACGCUCAGGAUUCUUCAGCUUCCUUUAA
Trichomonas vaginalis G3 is the source of this 10110-nucleotide messenger RNA. RefSeq names its product biological adhesion protein. Lineage: Eukaryota; Parabasalia; Trichomonadida; Trichomonadidae. The transcript has a single exon. The record is from RefSeq and is a predicted model, not a curated record. Gene Ontology annotation, cellular component: type III intermediate filament. The coding region runs from base 1 to 10110 and encodes 3369 amino acids.